AUGUCUGAUAGCACCUUCCCAAGAACAGGAAUCCGAACCGAUAGUCGAAAAGCAUCGAGUAGCAGGAAAGGCAAUGGAAAGAUUCCAACGUUGCAAGACCAACCUUCAAACCUUAAAAGCACCAAGUUGCUGGAAUUCUCUGACAGGAUCUAUCAAGGAGCGCGAGAUCACAAUCCGAUCUCAGGUUCAUCAAUUGAGCUCGAUUUCGACACUUUUGUCGAUUUUAGCUUGUAUCCGUUGCCGGAUCAUCAGGAGACUCUUGUCGUCUCGGACAUCACACGUCCUUCAAUCUGUCGGCCCAAAUCUCGCUCCAUUGUGGGUUGUUCGCUGAACAGUCCAGUCCACUUACUUAGCUCGACAUGGGAGGCGUGGCUUCUUAGCGAACAGCUCGCUCGCAUCUACCAAACCAUCACCUCAGACUCUGCUUCGAUAUUCCUAGACUAUAAUUGCAAUCUUCUCACCGGCAGUCACCGUUAUCGAUUUGACCAGUCGAGCUCUGUUGCGUCGAAAAUUUCAGCGGACGAAUUAUCAAAUGCAAUAUCAGAAGAUGCGGCACACAUUGACUUCACUUCGAUAUCGCUAUCAAACCCCCCAGAAUCAUUGUCCAACCAAGAUACAAAUCCCUUAUCCCUGAUUGAGAGUGGUGUCCCUUCCCAGAUUCCUCAUGCGCGUCCAUAUAACUGCACAAUCACUGUUCUGGGGGCUGUUCGUUUUCUCGACCAUUUUGGAGAGCUUUAUGGUAAUCAUUUGAGUGUCACUGCCAAAGCACAAUCAGACCAAAUAUUGAAGGAGGUUUUGCGAUGCUUUGCAUUCCAGUGGCUGCCGAAUACGAUCUUUUCGAUUGACUCUGAUACCAAUGAUCUUACGUUUUCCGAAUUUUCCCCAGGGCCGCAACCACAGCGCUCUCAUCUUGCAUUUGUCGAUACAUGGACUCGAGCUCGAUCGUUGAUCAAGAGCGCCCAAUCUACAGUCUCUUUUGGUGUCGUGUAUGCAACACUACUUUUCGAUACCAUAGUUAUCCCUGUUGAAGCUUCUCAAGGAUUGGCAAACGAUAUCCUCGAGCAUGGAUUCCUCGAUAACGCAUUCAAUAAACUUUCUCAACUGGAAUAUCAAGUGAAGAAAUACUGCGCAAAUCUUGGGACGAUAUCUCAACAUGGAGCUCUUGUUGAAUCCAGCCUAAGCAUUAUUCGCUGGUUCGCCUACCUUCGAGACACGGUAGUUGGACUAAUGGCGAACCGUCCAUGCAGGCUUGCAGAUGUCGAUUCUCAAAACAAAGAAGAAUCCUUGAAUAUUGAGUUCUUUUCGCCUCUCGAAUGGUAUGCUGAAGACAACUUGCCGAACAUAUGCCGUCGUGCAAUCGCGUCUGCAUUCGGAGUCUGGAGAAAGAUCAUCAAAUUGAGAGAGAGUACAAAAGGUGCACCAAAUAAGUUUGGGGUCUCGUCCAAAACUGAUCUUUUGGUCAAAACCACCGUCCAAGCCGUCAACGAGUUUGAACAAUCAUUUGGCACCUUCAUGAAUUAUUGCAGAGACAAUUUAUCCUCGCUCUCCAAUGUGUCAAGGAAAUUUAUCGUAUUCCUCGUAAUUUUCUGGGAUCUGGGAGUCCUCAUUCUCGCCGAAGUCUUGGAGGCCAUCUCGUCAUGCGAUGGCGCAAAGCCAAAUGAGCAGCUUGCCUUCCAGAUGCAAAAGUAUCGGUGGGAAUCGGCACUAUCAGUGGCUCGGAUGAUCGAGUGUGUUCUCGAUCUACCCACCACAGAAGCAUUUCCACCAUCUAGUGGUCUUGACCCAGCAGUACCGCUCACGGCCUCUCACGUUAACACAGUAACUGUGGUGAUGGCGUUGCAAAAGUCCGUCGAACAUAUCAUUGAAUCCCAGGCUGACAAUUUGUUUCCUGAUGGGACCUGGGACCGGUAUCUCGGCAUUCUCAUGAAAGGCCUUGUAGCGCUGGGUGUGACGGUUGGUGGGUCGCGAACUGCUACUGUGUCGUUGCAGGCAUUGAUGCAGACCCAUGGUGAUGUUCUAUCGGAGUGUUGGUUUGUCUAA
Molecule: messenger RNA, 2040 nt
Organism: Exophiala bonariae
Lineage: Eukaryota; Fungi; Ascomycota; Eurotiomycetes; Chaetothyriales; Herpotrichiellaceae
Exons: 4
Coding region: 1-2040 (679 amino acids)
Source: RefSeq, a predicted model, not a curated record